This is a messenger RNA of Scatophagus argus, 1977 nucleotides long. Its product is annotated as protein shisa-like-2A. Lineage: Eukaryota; Metazoa; Chordata; Actinopteri; Scatophagidae. The coding region runs from base 149 to 655 and encodes 168 amino acids. The transcript is spliced from 3 exons. The record is from RefSeq and is a predicted model, not a curated record.
GAGAGAGAGAGAGGUGUGUGGAGAUGCAGUGAGCUUUACUCCUGCAACUCCUGAAUCCCACACGCUGACGCUGAUGUGAGAAAUGGGCUGCCGGUAUGACACCUGGUUUUAAUGUGCACCGGUAACGUGCGGACAGACUGGUUCUGAUAUGAGCUCGGACUGCGAAAGUUACUACAGCAAAGAAAACGUGUUCGUGGAGCGCUUCACGUGUCCGAAAGCGGACAGUGAGACCACGGCACUUUUCUGCUGCGGGUUCAGUGACUUGAAGUACUGUUGUGAUGACCCCAACAGCUUCUUCCCUCACGAAUAUGGAUACAUGUGGUGGCUAAGUCUCGGAGCUCUUGUUGGACUCUCUGUAGCAGCUGUGGUUCUUCUUGCAUUCAUUAUCACUCUCUGCGUCCUCUGCUACCUGUUCAUUACUACUAAACCCAAAGGUCUGGACAACGGGCUGCCUCUGCGAGCACCAGGCUCUGCAUCGAGUCCACAAGCACCAGGGCCAAGCCAUACUGGGGGCCUUGCUGGUCCUCAAGGCUUCAGGAAGCACUUCCUGAGGGGCAAGCUGGACUGUGACAACCAGCCCCCGGACCCUGACCGCCUUUUCCAGCGCUGUUUCAUGGCUACUGUGACAUCUAUCAAUGUUGAGGGUCCUGCCUAGAAUGGUAGACUAUUUGCCUUUUUGACCAGCUACUUUUAUCUUGAUUCAGAGUUUGUUGUGUGUUGUGUUGGGAUAAAAAUAGAUUUGCACUAAAUGAAGCAGUUACCUUUGCUUGACUAAACAAAAUACUUACAAGUUUUCUGAAAUCUUCAGAGAAGUACUCAGUGUGUAUAAAUUGUAAUAUAUUUAUUUAGAGAAAAAAAAUGUAGCAGAAGAACAAGAGUGAUGCAAAUGUGAUUUCAGAUGCUUCAUAUUUUGCCUUUAUUAACUUUAGUCUGGGCUGUCAGACAAAUUAUCUGUUGUCAUUUGUGUUUGUGUAAUGUGAUGUGUGUAUUGAUAAUUGCUACUGAUAAUCAACAUGCAGAACAAAGCUCUUAUUGCUGAUUCAAAUUAUUGUUGUGUGUGAUCUUGGUGCAACAAAACCACCAAACCAAGAGCUUUAAGGAAAGUCGACAAAACAAAACAUCAUAAUUAUGGGUUGUGAUUGUGUAGAUCAUCAAGUAUUUUUAUGGUGGUAAAUCAUCGGAACAGAGAGUAUUUGGUAAAUGAUAUUUGGUGACUUCAAAAUCAAGAGAAUUGAACAUAGAUCAUGACAAAAAACAUGGUUUUAAUUGGCUUCAGACAGAUGAGACAAGCUAAGUUAUAAUAAAUGUAUUAGAAAUUAUUCCCUAAAUUCAGUAGGUUAUUAAUACCUGUUGGUCUUGCAUUUUAUGUUUCUUUAAAAGCGACAAAAAAAUAUUCAAAAUGUUCUCUUCAAAAUGAGAUGGACUGAGAAAUAACCUCAGCAUGUUCUCUGAAUGAUGAUUAACCAGUAAGCGAGAAAUGUUUUUGCCAAACCUUAGAGACAGGGUAAUUUUACCAGUGGACAAGCAUGUAGCUGCUGUGAGGGCGCUGAGUUUACUCACAUGCUCUGUGCCACUCGUGAGUUGAAUAAUAAAUGUUUUGUGAUUAAAGCAGUUUUAGGUGUUGAAUAAAGGGGGGAAAGGCUUAUUAGUAUGUUAAUGCAGUCAAGAAAACAAGAAAAAUACCAAACUUCACAGUCCGAUCAUCAUUCAACUCUUAUAUAACCCCAAAGACAUCGUCAGAUGUGUAACAUAAGGCUUCACAUCUUUGCAAACUGGUGGCAUGGAAUUUGAAAUUUGUGGUUGUUUACCACAGCAAGAGUCCAACAAAAUUUGUUGUAGGGAAUUGUUGGCUCCAUUGUUUUGGGGGCUUAGAGCCCCAUAUUCAAAGUCAGGGUAUCUGUCUGUCAUUCUAACACUUAAUGUAACGUAAUGUAAUGUAUGAGCUGCUGCAAUAAAAAUAGAAGUGUUAAGAUGACA